CUAAGUUAAAGUGAGUUUGUUUUAUUAAUUUCGUUAAAAUUCGGUCACAAACAAUGCCUACAUAUAAAUUGACAUAUUUUAAUAUACGAGGCUUAGCUGAACCAAUUCGUCUAUUGUUAUCCUAUGGUGGACAAGAUUUUGAAGAUGUUCGAAUAGAUGAAGAAUCAUGGAAAAAACUAAAAUCAAAUAUGCCAAUGAGUCAAGUGCCAGUAUUAGAAAUUGACGGAAAACAAACACAUCAGCAUAUUGCAAUUUCACGAUAUUUAGCCAAACAAUUUAAAUUGGUUGGAGAUAAUGAUUGGGAAGCUUUACAAAUCGAUACUGUUGUGGAUUCGUUAGUUGAAUUGAGACGACGAAUUGCAUUUUUGGCAUUAUUUGUAGAAUUAUAUCCUGCACUAAGAGGACCUGAUCCAGAAGUAGUGAAAAAGAAUUAUGAGGAAGCUGUUAAAACAACAAUACCAUUUUACCUUGAAAAAUUCAAUGCAAUGGCUGCAAGCGGUUAUUUAGCAAAUGGAAAAUUAUCAUGGGCCGAUAUUUAUGCUUUACCAUUUAUAGAAUUUCUCGAAUCAGUCAUGAAAAUACCAGUUGUUGAUAAAUAUCCAAAUUUGAAAAAAGUACGUGAUAAUGUUAUGGGAAUACCUAAGAUCAAGGCAUGGGUUAAUAAGCGCCCUGUAACCGAAUAUUAAUUUUUUUUUUGUUACGAAUUUGUUUUAAUUUUGUUUUUUAA
Chrysoperla carnea is the source of this 727-nucleotide messenger RNA. RefSeq names its product glutathione S-transferase-like. NCBI's taxonomy places the organism in Eukaryota, Metazoa, Arthropoda, Insecta, Neuroptera, Chrysopidae. The transcript is spliced from 3 exons. The record is from RefSeq and is a predicted model, not a curated record. Gene Ontology annotation, molecular function: glutathione transferase activity. Bases 54 to 686 code for a protein of 210 amino acids. Gene Ontology annotation, biological process: glutathione metabolic process.